GUGUAGUCCGGAGAAGAAGCAGGAAACAGACUUGCUGAAGGAUGUAUGUAGUGUUUAUUUCCUGAGCUGUGGAUUGUUUAUCUGAUUUCAUUUUGCCAUGAGGAGGGUCACACUGUUUGUAAACGGAACCUCGUCAAAUGGAAAGGUGGUGGCUGUGUUCGGCUCUCUGGAGGAUCUGCUGUCCACUGCCAGCUGUAAACUGGGGAUCAGAGCCUCCAGUGUUUACAACGGGAACCGCGGCCUCAUAGACGACGUCACGUUAAUCAGGGAUGAUGAUGUUCUGUACGUCUCAGAGGAAGACUCAUCUGAGGAUCCUCAGGAUGACCUCACUGACCCUGAGAAGGAUCAGACUCACACCGAUUGGCUGACGCUCAACGUGGGUGGACGCUGCUUCACCACCACCAGGAGUACGCUGGUCAGUAAAGAGCCGGAGAGUAUGCUGGCCCACAUGUUCAGAGAGAAGGAUGUUUGGGGGAACAAGCGCGACUCUCACGGAGCGUUUCUGAUCGACCGCAGCCCGGACUACUUUGAACCCAUCCUGAACUAUCUGAGACACGGCCAGCUGAUCAUCAACGAGGGCAUCAACCCACUGGGUGUGCUGGAAGAGGCUCGCUUCUUCGGGAUCGAACAGCUGGCUGAACAACUGGAGACUCUCAUAAAGUCCUCUCAGCCUCCUGAAGAUCACUCGCCUCUGAGUCGGAAAGAGUUCAUCAGAUAUCUCCUCGCCACCACCACCAAAUCAGAGCUGCGCUGUCAGGGUCUGAACUUUAACGGGGCGGAUCUAUCCCGUCUCGAUCUGCGCUACAUUAACUUUAAGAUGGCCAACCUGAGCGGAACCAAUCUGAGCCACGCUAACCUGAGCGGGGCCAACCUGGAGAGAGCCGACCUGUCGCUGGCCUGCCUCGACGCUGCUAACCUGCAGGGAGUGAAGAUGCUCUGCACCAACGCAGAGGGAGCUUCACUGAGAGGCUGCAACUUUGAAGAUCCUGCAGGAAUCAAAGCCAACCUGGAGGGAGCCAACCUGAAGGGCGUGGACAUGGAGGGCAGUCAGAUGACAGGGAUCAACCUGAGGGUCGCCACGCUGAAGAACGCCAAACUGAAGAACUGCAACCUGAGGGGGGCCACGCUGGCAGGAACCGACCUGGAGAACUGUGACCUGUCAGGCUGCGACCUUCAGGAGGCAAACCUGCGCGGCUCUAAUGUGAAGGGAGCAAUCUUUGAGGAGAUGCUGACCCCACUGCACAUGUCUCAGAGUGUGCGGUGAACAAACACACACACACACACACACACACACACACACACACACACACACACACACACACUGACACUUUCCUCUCUCCACAAACUCCUCGUUAAAGACCAUGAAUGCCAAAUGUGUUGCUCCGAAACCAAACACCAACAAGUGUGAACUCCUUAUGAAGACAUUUUAUUUGGAUCUGUCAGAUAAAGAAGAACAUGUCCGUUAGAAACAUGUGUGUGUGUUCCUGCUUUUACAGCGACGGUAAACAUGUCUCUGAAUGUAGUUGUGGAUUGUUAAUGAUGUUCAAAGUUGUUUCAAAUACAUCCUAAUUAAAUGUACUCAAUGCAACGCUGAAAAAAUGAACCAUUUUAAUGUCUGAACACUGAAUGCUUCUUUAAAGCUGAAAUAAUCCCAGAUUGAAACGCUCAAUUUUUUUUAUUGCAAAUAGCAGAAAUAAUUCAAGUACAUUUAAAUAAAUAUAUUUAAUAAAAUAAAUACAUUUAAAUAAAUAUAUUUAAAUUAAAUAAAUACAUAUAUAUAUUUAAAUUAAAUAAAUAUAUUUAAAUUAAAUAAAUACAUAUAUAUAUAUUAAAUAAAUACAUAUAUCUAAUUUAAAUAAAUAUAUUUGAAUGUGCUAAAAUGAUGGUGGGCUGUUGCUACAAAGGGAUCUUAUUUUAUUUAUUGUUUGCUAUUAUUUUUUAUAUCAAUUCUCAUGUCUUAUAUAAAUUCCCAAAUAAAUGUUUGGGCUUUUUUGCAUUUUUUCACUGUGUAUAAAUUGGAAGGAAAUCCAAUUAAUCAAACCAAGAAAAUAUUUGUAAAAAAGGUAUAACAGAAAAGGUGUUUAAUUUCCUGAGAUCAAAACACAACGUGAAGCAGCAUUUUGUGACCAAAAAAGAGUUCAAUUCAAAGCGGUUUGAGUCUUUGUGUGUAUUUAAACAACCUCACAGUUUAAAGGUGCUUAUUGAAACAUGUCCUGAUCAUUUAAAAACACAGCUCCGAUGUUAGAAAUGCUCGUUUAAAUUCAGUAAAUAACUAAUCCUCAGAGCUCAAAGUCAGAUAAAUAUGAUCCAUGAUUUCUGCUCAUUGAACUGCUGUAUUUAAUAUCAAUGAUGUAUAUUUGAGUAAAUGUCCGAUGCUACUGAAUGUGUCUGUAAGCUCGUUACAUGUAAACUGAUGUGAAACCGUCUUUUCUGCUGAAUCAUGCUUAUUUUAUAAUGUUUAAUGAAUGUUUUUCUUUAAAAAAAUUAAACGUUUCGGCAUGUUUUGAAUUUCUUUA
Eleginops maclovinus (Patagonian blennie) is the source of this 2516-nucleotide messenger RNA. RefSeq names its product potassium channel tetramerization domain containing 9b (gene kctd9b). Gene Ontology annotation, biological process: protein homooligomerization. Bases 98 to 1264 code for a protein of 388 amino acids. The transcript is spliced from 12 exons. The record is from RefSeq and is a predicted model, not a curated record. Gene Ontology annotation, molecular function: protein binding. Lineage: Eukaryota; Metazoa; Chordata; Actinopteri; Perciformes; Eleginopidae.